AUGUCGUUUGCUAAUUUCGACUUUGAAUCUCAGAGGCCGUUACUGAAGAGAAGUUCAACAGAAGAAAGUAUAGAUCCGGCAGCCAAUGAAUUAGACGUUAUAAUCGAAAAGACAUCCGAGCAGUUACAACUGUUUGGUCAUUUGGUAUCUCAAUUUGAUAACCAACGCAAACAAAUUGGGAGUAAACGUGAUUGCACUCAGUUACGGGCUAAUAUAGAUUCAUCAGUGGAAACCAUUGGCGAAAUGAAUAAAGCUAUUCUGAGUUUAAUUCUGGACUUGUCUCAACUUAUCAAUAAAAGCCUGACAGAUAAACACAAGCAUCAUGAUGACGAUGAGGAAGUUGGCAGUAGCAUAUAUGUUACCAAUCGACAAAUUGUAAUCAAAGAAAGAUUAGUUACCGAAUUUAAUGAAUUAGAAUCACAAUUUAGAAAAUCAGUUAGAUUGUAUAAUGAAAAGAGGAGAGUUACACCGGUGAGAGAAGAAGUAUUACAGGACAAAACCGACGAAAGAACACCUUUAAUCCAAGCAGACAGACAAGAACAGCAACAACAACAGCUUGAGCAAGAACUUAUCGAGGAAACAGAACUUCAAUAUCAUUUGCUACUUACUGAGGAAAGAAACCGAGAAAUUGAACAGGUAAGCGAAGGAAUCCAAGAAGUCAACGCCAUAUUUAAAGAUUUACAUCAGUUAGUAUCACAACAAGGAGAACAGUUAAGCACUAUCGAAGAUAAUGUUUUACAGUUACACGGAAACACCCAACAAGCGGAACGAGAACUUCAUAAAGCUCAUGAAUACCAAAAACAAAAGGGCAAAUGGUCCUGCAUUUUGCUUGUGGCUCUUUGCAUUGUAGUUUUGGUCAUAGUGCUUGCUGUUAUAAGUUAG
This is a messenger RNA of Spathaspora passalidarum NRRL Y-27907, 882 nucleotides long. It is a transcript of the gene VAM3, whose product is annotated as SNAP receptor. NCBI's taxonomy places the organism in Eukaryota, Fungi, Ascomycota, Pichiomycetes, Serinales, Debaryomycetaceae. The transcript has a single exon. Gene Ontology annotation, molecular function: SNARE binding; SNAP receptor activity. Bases 1 to 882 code for a protein of 293 amino acids. Gene Ontology annotation, cellular component: endomembrane system; SNARE complex; membrane. Gene Ontology annotation, biological process: Golgi to vacuole transport; vesicle fusion; intracellular protein transport. The record is from RefSeq and is a predicted model, not a curated record.